Messenger RNA from Caretta caretta (loggerhead turtle), 4461 nucleotides. RefSeq lists its product as uncharacterized. Lineage: Eukaryota; Metazoa; Chordata; Testudines; Cheloniidae. The record is from RefSeq and is a predicted model, not a curated record.
CGCCCCAAAGCUCUCUGCUAAAAUUUUGCCUCCAAACUGGAAGGAGAGCCGAGGCACUUUCCCUGCCUCUGAUGGAGUCCAUGGCUUUCCUCCUGCCCUCCCCCAAGCUCCCCGUAAUGCUAAACCCUACCUGCCGGAGAGUAUUUUAUUCCUUUAUUUAUUGCCAAAGAGCAAAUCCAAAUGCUUUGCCUAUGGAAUGGACCAGAUUGAACCAAAGGAUGCAAAUUUCCAGAGACUGUCCAGUUUGCCCAAUGUAUGGAGUGGAAAUCUAUCAACUGCAUGAAAAAACUUGUACAGAUACAGACAGACAUCAUCUUCCUUUCCAAAUGCAAACAGAUGGACAUCGUACCAAAAGGACUGAAGGUAAAAAAUCCAUUACAAUCUACAUACCACACAGACUAUGCUGACAGCUUGUGCCACACGCUCUCAAAGAAACUGCGGAACCACCUGAUCAACAUCCUCUACAGCAAACAGGGAAAGAUAAAGAAUGAGCUCUCAAAACUGGAUAUUCUCAUAACAAACCAACCUUCCACACAAACUUCCUCGUGGCUGGAUUUUACUAAAACUAGACAAGCCAUUUACAACACACACUUUGCUUCUCUACAAAAGAAAAAGGACACUAAACUUUCUAAACUACUACAUGCCACAAGGGGCCACAGCAAUGGUUCCCUCACCCCACCCAGCAAUAUUGUUAACCUAUCCAACUAUACUCUUAGCCCAGCAGAAGCAGCUGUCCUAUCUCGGGGCCUCUCCUUCUGCCCCUCCACCCCCACGAACAUGAUACAGUUCUGUGGUGACCUAGAAUCCUAUUUUCGACGUCUCCGACUCAAGGAAUAUUUCCAACACACCUCUGAACAACAUACUAAUCCACAGAGACCUCCCUACCAACACUACAAAAAGGAUUCUAGGUGGACUCCUCCUGAAGGUCGAGACAGCAGACUGGACUUCUACAUAGAGUGCUUCUGCCGACGUGCACGGGCUGAAAUUGUGGAAAAGCAGCAUCACUUGCCCCACAACCUCAGCCGUGCAGAACACAAUGCCAUCCACAGCCUCAGAAACAACUCUGACAUCAUAAUCAAAAAGGCUGACAAAGGAGGUGCUGUUGUCAUCAUGAAUAGGUCGGAAUAUGAACAAGAGGCUGCUCGGCAGCUCUCCAACACCCCUUUCUACAAGCCAUUACCCUCUGAUCCCACUGAGAGUUACCAAAAGAAACUACAGCAUUUGCUCAAGAAACUCCCUGAAAAAGCACAAGAACAAAUCCACACAGACACACCUCUGGAAUCCCGACCUGGGAUAUUCUAUCUACUACCCAAGAUCCAUAAACCUGGAAAUCCUGGGCUUCCCAUCAUCUCAGGCAUUGGCACCCUGACAGCAGGAUUGUCUGGCUAUGUAGACUCCCUCCUCAGGCCCUACGCUACCGGCACUCCCAGCUACCUUCGAGACACCACUGACUUCCUGAGGAAACUACAAUCCAUCGGUGAUCUUCCUGAUAACACCAUCCUGGCCACUAUGGAUGUAGACGCCCUCUACACCAACAUUCCACACAAAGAUGGACUACAAGCCGUCAAGAACACUAUUCCCAAUAAUGUCACGGCUAACCUGGUGGCUGAACUUUGUGACUUUGUCCUUACCCAUAACUAUUUUACAUUUGGGGACAAUGUAUACCUUCAAAUCAGCAGCACUGCUAUGGGUACCCGCAUGGCCCCACAGUAUGCCAACAUUUUUAUGGCUGACUUAGAACAACGCUUCCUCAGCUCUCGUCCCGUAACGCCCCUAUUCUACUUGCACUAUAUUGAUGACAUCUUCAUCAUCUGGACCCAUAGAAAAGAAGCCCUUGAGAAAUUCCACCAUGAUUUCAACAAUUUUUAGCCAAUGAGAAUGCAGAGGCAGUCCGUAUCUGAUUGUUACUGCAAAAUGAGCUUUUGUCUACGCAAAACCAAGAGGGGAAAUUUCCACUCUCAGUUAUGGGCAUAACACUCAUUGACUGUAAUGGAUUUACCACAGAUUGAUACCAGUGUCACUAACAGAGAACAGACUUUGGCCCAUAUUUGGUCACCAUAACUUUAUAAUGAGUCCCAAUUGCCCUGGUUCAGUUAAUUUGUGGCAAAGACUCAUGGAAUAUAUUUAUCAAUUUCCCCCCCUCAGAAACAAAAAUAAAAUCAUAAACCAGUGUUUAAAUAUGAGUAAUAUACACCAGCUAUUAGGCAGUUACAUUAGUACUUAGCCUUUGGCCUCUGAAUGCACACAAGGUGUACUAUUAUGUUUGUGUCGUUUAAGGCCUCUCAUGUGUUUAAGGCCUCUCAUGUUAAUUUAAGGCCUAAAUUAACAAACUCCCAGCUGAUAUCAGGAAUAGGUCUGAGACAGUGCCAUAAUCAGGCAUCAUGCCUUUUCAGAUGGAUAGCAACUGUAGCAACCUGAAGGAUUCAUAGAUUCUAAGACCAGACUUGGCCAUUGUGAUCAUCUCUAGUCUGACCUCCUCCUCUAUAACACAGGCCAUAGAUCUUCCCAAAAAGAAUUCCUAGAGCAUGUAUAUAUAGGAUAUAAUUCAGCCUACUGAUUUGUAUGAAAGCAGGAAAAAAUGUUACUGUCAUUAAAGGUUUGAUCCUGCACUAGAAAUCAAUGGGUGGUUCUCCAUGGACUUGAAUGGGAGUCUAGGAUCCACCCCUUAGGGAAGAAACUUAACUCAGAUGGAAUCUUAACAGAUGCGAUUAUAAUAAACAAAAAACAAUUCCCCCCAACCCUGAGGGAAUCUAGUCCCAGAUGGAGCUCUGAGGAGCUACUUAUUCUCCUUCUGUCUGCAUUCUGCCACCCUCGCAAGCUUGGCAACCAUCAUUGGAUUGAGGGGGACACAAUUAAAUACGUUUGAUGGCCUUGGUCCAUAGGGCCUGAUUUAGCCAAGACCUUAAACACAUGUGCUUUGCUGAACAGCGAUGGGAUUACCCAAUCACUUGAGGGCUUGACUGAAUCAGGGCCAUAUUCAGCAAGAGAUCCUUGUUCAUGUCACCAAAAAACACCAGAUGUUUGAGACGUGACUGCAGGAGUGGACUGGCCCAGGAUGUUUGAGGUGCUGAAAGCAUCCUAACCUGUUUAGUAAAUAGUUACAUUAUUGUCUGAUCCAAGUGACCAGUGGCCAUUUCAAGGCACAUCUUGUGAACCAACAAGGAUAUAAACCAGGUUGGUCAAAAAUUUUCCUUUGAAUCUUUUUUUAAUGACAGAAAAAUGGGCGUUUUGAGCAAACGAAAAAUGUUGCAUAAAGUGUCUGCGCUUCUUGAACAUUUUUGACUUUUUGUUGGCAAGCUGAGAAAACAAACAUUUUCAGCCCCCAAAAAAGCCCAACUCUUUUGAGCCUUUUUCAGCUGAAUUUUUUUUGUUUCUCAUCAGAAAAUUGGCAGAAAAAUGAAAAACAAAUUAAGUUUCACUUUGCUGCAGAAAAGUUGAAAUUUUCCACUGCAAAUUUCAAUGUCAACUUUUUCUGGUUGAUAUUUUCUGUGUGUGUGUGUGGGGAGGGAAAUAGCGUUUUCUGGCUAGCUUUAAUAUAAAUUAUAUGCUCCGGGAAAGCCGAGAAUCUCACCUUCCCACUAAGACAAAGACCUGAGAAAUGUAUCCACUAACAACAUUCCCAGCUGGGUAGAUGAUUGCCAGGGAGCGGACAUGCUCAUUUCUGAGGGCAACAGUAUCUAUAAUAAAUUCCGUAGUAAAAAUAAAACCUUACGGGGGCUAUUGCACAUCCUAUGCAGCGUCUGAACUUGCGAACAUCAGCCAACACAUGCUUAUUCAGAAGUGACACCGCAUCCAUUUCAGUGAGCUCAACACAGCCCACUAGACUGAGAUGCCACCUACUCCCUCUGCAGUUCAGACAAACAUGCUGAAUUGAAGGUUAUUUACCGAGCAAAGGAAUUGUCAUGCCAGUGAAAAGCACUAGAUUAAAAAAAAAGUUUUUAUGUCAGUGUGGACCAUCUGCCUAGUUGGGGUGACUAAUGGCUCCUUACAACAUGACAUUUAAAAAUGCAACAAAGCAUGAUCAAAAAGUAAAGCUAGUUUUUAUGGCACUUGGAAGGGGGGUUCGGCUGUGACUCAGUUAGGCAGGUGAGCAUAUGACUCACUAUAAACCUGUGAGUAGUGCUGUUGAAGUCAAUGAGGCUACUCACAUGCUUAAAGUUAGGCACAUGCUUAAGUAGCUUGCUGAAUCAGAGACCCAGAAAGGAGAGAAAUGUCCUGUUAGCACAGGGUCCAAAGAUGCACUCAGUGCAAUUACCCAUGUGGUGCCACCCCUCGCCAGUGCAAUGCAGCCCCACACAGACACACACACACACUCAGACACAACACAAAUGCUCCAAGCAUGCCUCACUAUUAGAGUAUCAUAUACUAUUACUUUAUGUAAAAGAGAUUGUCGAUCAGCAAUACACCGAAGACAUGUUUAGUUCCUGAGAAAAUCCAUCUGUACUUCAUUAUUAUUUUUAA